Molecule: messenger RNA, 2478 nt
Organism: Myotis davidii
Lineage: Eukaryota; Metazoa; Chordata; Mammalia; Chiroptera; Vespertilionidae
Gene: SCNN1B
Product: sodium channel epithelial 1 beta subunit
Exons: 14
Coding region: 151-1992 (613 amino acids)
Biological process (GO): sodium ion transmembrane transport
Cellular component (GO): membrane
Molecular function (GO): ligand-gated sodium channel activity
Source: RefSeq, a predicted model, not a curated record
ACAGGGGUGCCCUUGAAAGUUCCUGACAGAAGUGUGACCCCGGCCGCUGGGCCUCGGGGAGCGCAGUGCAGGGCUCGAAGCUUUCGUCUGUGAGCUGGGAAACUCCCCUGCCAGCACCGUCCUCUCUGAGGCCGCCUCGCAGGUGCCACGAUGCAGGUGAAGAAGUACCUGGUCAAGUGCCUGCACCGGCUGCAGAAGGGCCCCGGCUACACCUACAAGGAGCUGCUGGUGUGGUACUGCGACAACACCAACACCCACGGCCCCAAGCGCAUCAUCUGCGAGGGGCCCAAGAAGAAGGCCAUGUGGUUCGUGCUCACGCUGCUCUUCGCCUCCAUCGUCUUCUGGCAGUGGGGCGUCUUCAUCAGGACCUACCUGAGCUGGGAGGUCAGCGUCUCGCUCUCCGUGGGCUUCAAGACCAUGGACUUCCCCGCCGUCACCAUCUGCAACGCCAGCCCCUUCCAGAAUGCUAAAGUCAAGCAUUUGCUGGAGGACCUGGAUCAGCUGAUGAAAGCCGUCCUGGAGAGGAUCGUGGCUCCCGAGCUACCCCUUGCCAACGCCACCAGGGCCCUGAACUUCACCCUCUGGAACCAUACGCCCCUGGUCCUUAUUGACGAGCGGAACCCCCACCACCCUGUGGUCCUCGACCUCUUUGCAGACAAUCGCAGUGUCUCGGCGAGCGGCAGCCCAGCACCCGGAAGGGCCUGCAAUGCCCAGCAGUGCAAAGUGGCCAUGAGGCUGUGCUGCCUCAACGGGACCGUGUGCACCUUCCGAAACUUCACCAGUGCCACCCAGGCCGUGACAGAAUGGUACACCCUGCAGGCCACCAACAUCUUCUCCCAGGUGCCAACCCAGGAGCUGGUGAAGAUGGGCUACUCGGGCGAGCAGCUGAUCCUGGCCUGCCUGUUCGGGGCCGAGCCCUGCAGCUACAGGAACUUCACCUCCCUCUUCCACCCUGACUACGGCAACUGCUACAUCUUCAACUGGGGCAUGGCCGAGCGAGCGCUCCCCUCCUCCAACCCCGGAGUGGAGUUCGGCCUGAAGCUGAUCCUGGACCUGGGCCAGGAGGAGUAUGUGCCCUUCCUCACGUCCACGGCCGGCGCCCGGCUGCUGCUCCACGAGCAGAGGUCGUACCCCUUCGUCAAAGAGGAGGGCAUCUAUGCCAUGUCGGGGACGGAGACAUCCAUCGGGGUGCUGGUGGACAAGCUGGAGCGAAAGGGCAAGCCCUACAGCCAGUGCACGGUGAACGGCUCCGACGUCCCCAUCCGCAACCUCUACAGUGACUACAACACCACCUACUCCAUCCAGGCCUGUAUUCGCUCCUGCUUCCAAGACCACAUGAUCCAGAACUGCAGCUGCGGCCACUACCUGUACCCCCUGCCCCGAGGGCAGAAAUACUGCAACAACCAGGAGUUCCCAGACUGGGUCUACUGCUACUCGCAGCUGCGCCAGAGCCUGGGCCAGAGGGAGGCCUGCAUCCGGAUGUGCAAGGAGUCCUGCAAUGACACCCAGUACAAGAUGACCAUCUCCAUGGCCGACUGGCCUUCUGAGGCCUCUGAGGACUGGAUUUUCCAUGUCUUGUCUCAGGAGCGGGACCAAAGUACUAAUAUCACCUUGAGCAGGAAGGGAAUUGUCAAACUCAACAUCUACUUCCAAGAAUUCAACUAUCGUACCAUUGAGGAGUCAGCAGCUAAUAACAUCGUCUGGCUGCUCUCGAAUCUGGGCGGCCAGUUUGGCUUCUGGAUGGGGGGCUCGGUGCUGUGCCUCAUUGAGUUCGCGGAGAUCGUCAUCGACUUCCUGUGGAUCACCGUCAUCAGGCUGGUGGCCUUCUCCAAGAACACCAACUUUGCCUUCCAGCCUGACACGACCAACCCUGGGGCCUACCCCGAUGAGCAGACCCUGCCCAUCCCGGGCACCCCGCCCCCCAACUAUGACUCCCUGCGUCUGCAGCCACUGGAUGUCAUUGAGUCUGACAGUGAGGGUGAUGCCAUCUAGGCCUUGCUCCUGCCCCUGCCCCUGCCCCUGGCCCCUGCCUCUGCCCAACCUGGGCAGCCCAAGAACUCGGACCUGAGGAGCCGAGACCAGGGCCCAAGGCCUCAUUCCAUCGUGCCCUCUCCAAAGGGCCGACAGGUGUCUGGUCGAGUCUGUCUCUUGCAGAGAGUCCCAGCAGUCCCAACUCCAGGCCGAGGGUGUCGUGGGGAAUUGUGUGCUCGGUUGGUUUCUGCCCACCCCAACCUCAAGCCAGGCUCCAGAGACCCGAGGACACCUUCCCUGGGGGCCGGCCGCUUCCCUCCAGCCAGUCGGCGUCUGCUCCGAAGCCAGGCCACCCCCAGAACCUGCGGCCUUUCCUUCCUGGUGGCUGGCCUCCAGGGUGGGAUCGGUGAGGGCAGUGGCUGUGCAGAGCAGGGGAGCAUCAGGCGGGGGUGGGGCUGGCUGCCAGGUGGCACGUGUUUUAUUCUAGAAAAUAAAAGUAGAAAACAC